AUGUUCUCUUCUUCGAAUGGUAACAAAAAACCAGUCCAACAGGAGAUGGUUCAGGUUGGUCAAUCAUUAUCCAACACCUCGCGCCCCAGGACACCCCCAUCAAUUCCCUCGCAUAAACAUCGAAGCGAUACUCCUCCGCAACGAGGCCCGGCAACGUUGUCCCCACCACCUCGUAGAUCCUAUACAGAUUUCAUAUCACAUACGAAUAACGAUUGGGCCGCCGACGACGAAGAAGAAGAAGAGGAUGAAUACGGUUACGAGGAUGACGACGGGGACGAUUUUGGCCUUCCGAGUAUAUCUAGCAAGAAGCGCAAAAAUCAGAGCCGACUGAAAAGUGCGUCGGCUGGUACCGCGCUUGAUGAAGGCAAUAUUGCUCCAUGGCGCUCUAGCUUUGGCGCGAGUGCAGUGGGGUCAGGAUCGCGAAGAAUGUCAAACAGUGCAGACAUCGCGAUCGAAAGGCCUGCGCCAAGUUACCCGGUUGCGAAAAAGAGCGAAGGCAAGAUACUCCGGCCUCAAUACAAAGAAAUACUUCGAGAUCCCGCCAAUUCUCUACACCUAAUAGAUCACCCACCAGUAACACCCAACGCUACUUCAAAAGAAGUCGAAGCACACGGUGCUCGGAUAACAAGAAUAAAUAAAUUUAAGAAGAUAUUACAAGCUACCUCCAUUCCUUUAACCGAACUUAGAGAUGCCUCUUGGAACGGAAUACCAGAAGAAGUUCGCGCAAUGUCAUGGCAACUGCUACUUGGGUAUCUCCCUACUAGCAGCGAAAGACGUGUGGGCACAUUGGAACGGAAACGAAAGGAAUAUCUUGACGGGGUACGACAAGCUUUCGAGAAAGGCGGCACUAGUUCUGCCUCGACUGGGAAAGCUAGGGGCCUCGACGAAGCAAUUUGGCACCAAAUCAGUAUUGAUGUACCAAGAACUAAUCCGCAUUUAGAGCUUUACAGUUAUGAAGCUACACAACGAUCCUUAGAACGAAUACUUUACGUAUGGGCAAUACGUCAUCCUGCUAGUGGUUAUGUGCAAGGCAUCAACGAUCUUGUGACUCCAUUCUGGCAAGUCUUCCUAGCUACCUAUAUCGCAGAUUCAGAUGUAGAGAGUGGUAUGGAUCCAGGACAGCUUCCCAAACCAGUAUUAGACGCAGUUGAAGCAGAUUCCUUUUGGUGUUUGACGAAGCUUUUGGAUGGCAUUCAGGACAAUUAUAUCUUUGCGCAACCAGGGAUCCAACGUCAGGUGGCGUCGCUCCGAGAUUUAACAGCAAGGAUCGAUGAACCUCUAGCUAAGCAUCUUCAAGCAGAAGGUGUUGAGUUUAUACAGUUUAGCUUUCGGUGGAUGAAUUGUCUCUUGAUGCGAGAGAUCAGUGUUCAGAAUACUAUUAGGAUGUGGGACACUUAUCUGGCUGAAGAGCAAGGCUUUUCAGAAUUUCAUUUAUAUGUGUGCCUAGCAUUUCUCGUGAAGUGGUCUUCUAAACUAUUGAAAAUGGAUUUCCAAGAAAUCAUGAUGUUUCUUCAGGCGCUACCGACUCGAAACUGGACGGAAACUGACAUAAACAUGCUUCUGGGAGAAGCAUUCGUAUGGCAAUCACUUUUCAAAGGCUCUUCAUCACAUUUACGUGGUAGCAGUAGUACUACACCAUCGAGUGCUGCUCUUUAA
Messenger RNA from Sclerotinia sclerotiorum 1980 UF-70, 1656 nucleotides. RefSeq lists its product as hypothetical. Gene Ontology annotation, molecular function: GTPase activator activity. The transcript is spliced from 4 exons. NCBI's taxonomy places the organism in Eukaryota, Fungi, Ascomycota, Leotiomycetes, Helotiales, Sclerotiniaceae. The record is from RefSeq and is a predicted model, not a curated record. The coding region runs from base 1 to 1656 and encodes 551 amino acids. Gene Ontology annotation, cellular component: Golgi apparatus. Gene Ontology annotation, biological process: activation of GTPase activity.